Molecule: messenger RNA, 1452 nt
Organism: Ananas comosus (pineapple)
Lineage: Eukaryota; Viridiplantae; Streptophyta; Magnoliopsida; Poales; Bromeliaceae
Exons: 7
Coding region: 113-1096 (327 amino acids)
Biological process (GO): positive regulation of DNA-templated transcription
Cellular component (GO): nucleus
Molecular function (GO): transcription coactivator activity
Source: RefSeq, a predicted model, not a curated record
AAAGAAAGAAGAGAGAGAGACCCCAGUACUUACUCUGUGCUCCUCAUCUUUUGCCUUACACCGGAGUUUCCCAAAUUCAGAAAGAGAGAGAAAAGCGAGAGAGAGAGAGAGAAUGAGGGGAAGAGGCGGCGGCGGCGGCGGCGGUGGUGGUGGGAGGGGUUGGGGAGGAGGGAAGAAGUACAGGAACGCCUGCCUGACGAUGCACCAGCCCUGGGCUUCCCUCCUCGUCUACGGCAUCAAGCGCGUCGAGGGCCGAUCCUGGCCCUCCCCCAUCACUGGUCGACUGUGGAUUCAUGCUGCCUCAAAAGUUCCAGAUGCAGAUACUAUCAAGGCAAUGGAGGACUUCUACAGGGAAAUCUAUGCAGUUAAUGGGAUCACAGACAUCAAGUUUCCUGAACACUAUCCAACCUCACGAUUACUAGGUUGUGUUGAAGUGGUAGGCUGUGUAAAAUGUGAAGAGCUCGUAAGCUGGGAAGCAGUACCUGAAUCAGUGAGGCUGGAAGGACUAACAGACUUCUGCUGGCUCUGUGAAAACCCACAAAGAUUAUUAGUGCCAUUUGCAAUGCGAGGCUACCAAGGUGUUUAUAACCUGGAAAAGAGGAUCUACGAUGCAGCAGAUAGAGGCCUUCGUCCUGUCCAAGGCCCUUUGCCUGUCAAAUUUCCUCUUCCAAAUCCCCAGGAUCCUUUCUCACUGAAGCCAGGAUCUCUUGUACGCUACCUCAAUAGCUCCACAUCCUCUGCGGUGGAGAAGCCACUGAGCAUUACAGCAGCCAUAGCCGGUGCUCGAGCUGCGGCUACACAGUUUUCAAAGAAAGAUCAGAUCAAAGCCAGCACAAGUAGCAGUUUAGAUUGUGGUGUGAAUGAACCUGGAGUAAGUAGCCACAGUAUAAGGUUCGAAGUUGAUUCUGUAAAAGGAAAACAUGCUGAGCAACAACAGCAGAGUGACCAGGCUCAGAGUAUCACUCAAAACCAGCCCAAUGCAAGAAGAGGAGAUGCUAGUGGAGCCCAGAAUGAAGUUAGGAAGUCGCAACUAGGAGCUCCUACGAGGCUUUUUGCAGCAGCCUUCAGAGAGUUGAAGUUCGAAUCAAACAGGUGAUAGAGCUUACACUUCUUGGGACCUGAAGCCGUGAAAAGCGAAGGAAUUCGACUGCGACAAGCACUGACCUUCAUGUUAUAUAGCUGGAUUCGACAUUAUUUAUCAGAACACAAUAAGCUGAAGCAUUUUGUACAUAUUUAUCUCUCUGAAGGCAAAGUUUCGCUGAAUUUAGAAUUGUGGUGCAUGAGUGUGAUGUAGUAGUAGCAGUGUGUUUUAAUUGUUAGGUGUUGCCAAUGUAAAUAGAUAAUUCUGGGGGUUUUCAUGGGUUGUACUAAUCAGAGUAGUGUGAUAAUCGAAGUUGCAUAACAUUGUCAUUUUAUUAUUUGCUAAAUUAAAUUCAAACGUUUGUUUUCUUC